Macaca mulatta (Rhesus monkey) is the source of this 656-nucleotide messenger RNA. The record is from RefSeq and is a predicted model, not a curated record. NCBI's taxonomy places the organism in Eukaryota, Metazoa, Chordata, Mammalia, Primates, Cercopithecidae.
UGCAAUAUUUUAUACUUCUCUGAGACUGUAGGGAGCAUGGGUUCUGAACUUUCCUUGAACAGAAGUCAUGGAGCCAGAAGGAAGACGGAACUUAAAGACUUGUUUCUGUGGAAGUAUGGGAAGGUUGACUCUAUUUCACUUCCACUUCCUGAGAUUACCACCUGGAUUAACCCAUCCCGAAUUUCACAGCUUUUCCAGGGCUACCACCAGGGGAUGCACGGAGCUGACUCACUGAGCACGCAAGCCAACUCUCUGAGGAGCAGGGUGUCCUCACAGUGCCUCAGACAGAGCUUCCUUCCCUCAGGACACACCAGGGAGAAGCCAUGUUUUCAGGGCAGCUGACACGUAUGGCCACGUUUAUGUUGAAGACUAAGCCUACUUCAUCUGAGGAUCCGCCCAAGAGUGGCUGUGGCUUUGGGACACCUGGGGUCACAUCCACCAUGAGGACGAAGCCUCUUUCUCUUCUGGACCUGCCCAGGACUGGCCAUUGCUACAAGAUACCUGGUGCUAUGUCCAGGGUGAGAAUAAAGAUGUCUCCUCAGGACCCUCCCAGGAGAGGACAUGGCAUUUAGACAUCUAGUGGCCAAGUGAGGAAAAGUCACCCUGUCUGCAGCACCCAGAACUGAGUAGGGGCACUACUCUGUACCUUACUUCCC